This is a messenger RNA of Echinops telfairi (small Madagascar hedgehog), 543 nucleotides long. Its product is annotated as ribosomal protein L18-like. Gene Ontology annotation, cellular component: ribosome; cytosolic large ribosomal subunit. Gene Ontology annotation, molecular function: RNA binding; structural constituent of ribosome. The record is from RefSeq and is a predicted model, not a curated record. Lineage: Eukaryota; Metazoa; Chordata; Mammalia; Afrosoricida; Tenrecidae. The transcript is spliced from 2 exons. Bases 1 to 543 code for a protein of 180 amino acids. Gene Ontology annotation, biological process: translation.
AUGGGAGGUGACAUCCACCACAAGGACCGAAAGGUUCGUCGCAAGGAACCCAAGAGUCAGGACAUCUCCCUGCGCCUCCUGGUCAAGCUAUACAGGUUUCUGGCCAGGCGGACCAACUCCACCUUGAACCGCACCAACCGGCCGCCCCUGUCGUUCUCUCAGAUGAUCCGGAAGAUGAAGCUUCCUGGCCAAGAACACAAGACACCGAUGGUCGUGGGGACCAUCACGGAUGAUGUGUGGGUGCAAGAGAUGCCCAAGCUGAAGGUGUGCACCCUGCGAGUGAACAGCCGGGCCCGGAGCCACAUCCUCAAGGCUGGGGGCAAGAUCCUCACCUUUGACCAGCUAGCCCUGGACUCCCCCAAGGGUUGUGGCACUGUCCUGCUGUCAGGUCCACGCAAGGGCCCUGAGAUGUAUAGGCAUUUCUACAAGGCACCAGGGACCCCCCGCCCCCCCCACAAUCACACCAAACCCUAUGUUCGCUCCAAGGGCCAGAAGUUUGAGCCACCCAGAGGCCAACGUGCCAGCCGAGGCUACAAAAACUAA